Molecule: messenger RNA, 531 nt
Organism: Penaeus monodon (black tiger shrimp)
Lineage: Eukaryota; Metazoa; Arthropoda; Malacostraca; Decapoda; Penaeidae
Product: C-reactive protein-like
Exons: 4
Coding region: 1-531 (176 amino acids)
Source: RefSeq, a predicted model, not a curated record
AUGACGUCUCUUAGCGCCUUCACUAUUUGCUACAGAAUCCGCCUCUUCUAUUACCGGAGAGAGUCUGUGGUUCUGUCGUACGCUAUCAGUGACGAGGAUAAUAAUAUCAUCAGAUUAGACCACACCACCCGAGGCUUCCGAAUGCAGUUAGUUGGAGCGCUGAACACCUCGGGGCAGAGCACACCCCUGUGGCAUUGGUGUCACUAUUGCUUAGCGGCCAACCUCUCUUCGGGAGACUGGGCCAUGGCCAUUCAGGGUGAAAUCACCAUCAGGGAUCAAGGCGACAUAAGGCUAAUCAACAAGAGCAUAGACGGCGAUGGAGUCUUAAUUUUGGGCCAAGACCAAGACGUGCUCGGAGGAGGGUUUCAGGAGGACCAGUCCCUAUCAGGGGAGAUAUCAGCACUGCACAUUUGGGAUUAUGCACUGGACGACGUCACGAUAAAUGAUAUUGCUAAUUUCCAGUCCAACUUGCAAGGUCAGCCUCAACUUCCUCUAUUGAUUUCUAGCUGUGAUAUGGAGAUAGUUUUGUAG